GUCUCGCGGAGAAAUUUUCACGAACCCUCACUAUCGCUGCGGGUGACCUCACCAGUCGCCGCCCGUUUCCCUCCCAUAUUACCUUCACUUAAGCUUCAUAAGCUUCAUCCCUCACACUCACGAGACCGCAUCCUCUGAUCUCAUCCAUGCCGCGGUGCAAGAAACACAGCUUCCUGUGCCAGCUGCUCAAAUGGCGGAGACAUAGAGGAGAGAACAAAGUCGAUCCAAUUGACCAACAAGAGAGUCAGAGAUUUCCGCACCGCCUGGUGAAGGAGACAUCCGAGUUCCAGCAUGGAGAAGAUGCCAGUGCGUGCCCCGAAAGAUGCGCAGGAUUAUCAGAAAAACAAGUCGAAAGAAGAUGAACUGAAGCAGGCAAUUGCGAACGGAGAGACGUGGAAAGCCAGAGCAGAGCAGUAUGAGAAGGAGCUCUCUGCUGCUCAGCAGAGGAUCGAAGCAGCGACAAGAGAGCUCGAAGAAACCCGCGUCAAGAAUGGCAAAUGGACGAAAGAGCGUGAAGAGAUGCAUACGCUGCUAGAGCAGCGUCGCAUCGAACUUGAGGUAGCGCAUACCUACCUCGAUUCCGUGGAUACAGUCACAGAGAAGGAUCUCGUAUGCUCCCUCGGCAAUCUCAACGCAGAGAUAUUCCAGACAGUCAUGAGUAUCACGGAGUCAUUCGCUACUGUCGAGAAGAAUGGCCUAAACGAGCAGAUCGCGGAGGCGGCCCUUGGCAUUGUCGGCCAGAAAGUCUUCAACGCAUUGUUGUCCUUUCCGGACCAUCAGCUGGACCCACUUCUCCUCGAGGUCGCCCUGCAAGUCACGAUAGUCCGUGUCAUGGGAUGGAUUAUAGACGCAUGGGAUAUUGAGCACUGGGGUUCGAGCGUGAUAGCACGCACCUACGAGCGGAUGGUAUCAUCAGAGAAUCACAGAGUCGCAGCACGAUGGCGCAUGUUGGCGCACAAGUACCAAGAGCCACAGCCGGCAACUGGACGGCAAUGGGAAGACGACUUAACGGAGAAGUUACAAUUCUGCAUUUCGGCAGUUUUCCUCGUCGCGCGAGGAGAAUAUGAUCCAGAGAAGGAAGAGGACAACGUACGCAUCAUUGUGCGCGCUGCGCUCCGCGUUCGGAAGAUGAUCCGCGAGGAUAUCAGCAGCAGUGAUUACCAGAUCACUGUUCCAGUCGUAGGAGAAUCGUUCGACCCAGAGAGCAUGACAGAUCAUUAUGCGACGAAGGGAUCCAUCCCGCCAGUAGGAGCGCGCUUGCUCUGCCCGUACGAGCUGGGUCUGCGACGGGUCGACAGGCGAGAGGAGGACGGAACAAUGGUCGUGCGCCCCGUGACACUCGUCAGGUCAAAGGUGCUUUUGGAGAGUGCGAUAAAUGAGCUGGUAGGGAGUCCAGUCAUCGGCGGAUAUGAUGUUGAUUGAGGUAGCUGCAAGAGAUGUUCUUCGCAAAUUGGAGCGACCCGGUAGAUAGCUAAAUCUCUUGAUUUUCAUUUUCGCAUAAGGCCCAUUCAGUCCGUAGUCAAUUCGUGAGAUAUUCUUGUAUGCGUCUUAUACAAAGCUUGAGCCACCAACAGUACGCCAGUGAGAAAUUUCGAGCCUUGUGAAC
Laetiporus sulphureus 93-53 is the source of this 1606-nucleotide messenger RNA. RefSeq lists its product as uncharacterized. Lineage: Eukaryota; Fungi; Basidiomycota; Agaricomycetes; Polyporales; Laetiporaceae. The record is from RefSeq and is a predicted model, not a curated record. The transcript has 4 exons. The coding region runs from base 292 to 1422 and encodes 376 amino acids.